This is a messenger RNA of Salvelinus namaycush (lake trout), 2806 nucleotides long. Its product is annotated as acyl-CoA-binding domain-containing protein 7-like. Lineage: Eukaryota; Metazoa; Chordata; Actinopteri; Salmoniformes; Salmonidae. The transcript has 16 exons. Gene Ontology annotation, molecular function: carnitine O-octanoyltransferase activity; fatty-acyl-CoA binding. Gene Ontology annotation, biological process: fatty acid metabolic process. Gene Ontology annotation, cellular component: peroxisome. The coding region runs from base 354 to 2192 and encodes 612 amino acids. The record is from RefSeq and is a predicted model, not a curated record.
GGUUGACUAGAUGGGAUACAGCUUUUGUCAAAUUUGACUUUUCGUAGCAGGUUAGGAGAAUUAACGUAGCACGCUAGGAGAAUUAGGUUACGAUUUGGAAAAGGGUCAGAGUUAGCUAAAAUGCCAAAAUAAAUACACUUUUGACAAAAGCUGUAGCCUUUCUAGCCAUGACCACUUACUGGGUGAAAGGUGAUGAGAAGCGCUGCAUACACCACGAGAGGAGGAACAACACAAACUACCGCAAGCGGUCUAGAAAAUAGCCGCAACAUUAUUUUUUAUUUUGAAUGGACGAGCGAAAACAACUUUUCACAUAUCGGAAUUUGCAGAAUAUCUCAAAAUACUAAGGUGACAACAUGGCUAACCAGGUGUCAGAGUUCCCCACUGAGCGGACGUUCCAGUACCAGCAUAGCCUGCCUCCUCUCCCUGUACCGUCUCUAGAGGGGAGCCUUGCCAACUACCUGGAUGCAGUGCUGCCGUUUGCUACAGAGGAGGAGUACCAGGUGACUGCGGCCAUAGUGAAGAGGUUUGGAGAGGGCAUCGGCAACGACCUGCACCAAAAACUACUGCAGAGAGCCAGGACACGCAGGAACUGGUUGGAGGAGUGGUGGUUGGAUGCAGCCUAUCUGGAAAUGCGUUGCCCCUCCCAGUUGAAUGUGAACUUCGGAGGUCCUGCACCCUACCUAGAGCACUGCUGGCCCCCUACAGAGGGAGUACAGUUACAGAGGACCAGCAUAAGCAUGUGGCACACUCUACAGUACUGGGACCUGCUUCGCACGGAGAGGCUGGACCCUCAUAAAGCUGGUAAUGUGGUGUUGGAUAUGGACCAGUUCAGAAUGCUGUUCUGUACAUGUAAAGUUCCUGGAGUCACCAAGGAUACCAUCAUCAACUACUUUAAGACAGAGAGCGAGGGUCCAUGCCCCUCCCAUGUGGUGGUGAUGUGUAAGGGGCGUUUCUUCUCGUUUGAUGCAGUGUGUGACGGACACAUUCUUACCCCUCCAGAGCUGCUCAGGCAUCUGACCCAUGUGAAGCAGUGUUGUGAGGGGGAGCCUACAGGUGACGGAAUCGCCGCUCUCACCUCAGAGGAGAGGACACGCUGGGCUAAGGCCAGGGAGUAUCUGAUAGGUAUAGAUCCAGCCAAUAAGACCAUCUUAGAGACCAUCCAGAGCAGUCUGUUUGUGGUCUCACUGGACGAUGCUAAACCCUACGCUACUGCAGAGAACUACACACCGGUGUCCCUGGAGGUGCUGACAGGAGACCCCACCAUCCGCUGGGGAGACAAGUCCUACAACUCCAUCUCCUUUGCUGACGGAACCUUCGGAUCCAAUUGUGACCAUGCCCCAUUUGAAGGCAUGGUGCUGGUAACUCACUGUUACUAUGUGGAUCAGCAGCUCAAAGCUACAGACGGCAAGUGGAAGGGCUCUGAGACAGUGCGGCCUAUGCCUCUUCCUGAAGAGUUGGUCUUCACUGUGGAUGACAGAGUCAGGAGUGACGUUGCACAUGCCAAGCAACAGUACUUUGAGACUACUCAGGACUUGCAGGUGGUGUGUUAUGCGUUCACCUCGUUUGGGAAAGCAGCCAUCAAACAGAGGAAGCUCCACCCAGACACCUUCAUACAACUGGCCCUUCAACUGGCUUAUUACAGACAGCAUGGGAGGUUAGGUAGUUGCUAUGAGACAGCGAUGACCAGAAGGUUCUACCACGGCAGGACUGAGACCAUGAGGCCCUGUACCCUGGAGGCACAGAACUGGUGCCAUACCAUGCUCCUCCCUGCAGCCAGUGCUGAGGCUAAGAGGAAAGCCCUGCUGCUGGCCUUCAACAAGCACAACAAACUGAUGGCUGAGGCACAGAACGGAAAAGGUUUUGACAGACAUCUCCUGGGCCUGUACCUGAUUGCCAAGGAGGAGGGACUUCCUAUGCCAGACCUUUUCACUGAUCCACUGUAUUCCAAGAGUGGCGGGGGCGGUAACUUUACCUUGUCCACAAGUCUGGCUGGCUACACCACAGUUCAUGGGGUGGGCGCUCCCAUGGUGCACCAUGGCUACGGGUUCUUCUACCGCAUCCGUGACGACAGGAUCGUGGCUUCCUGUACGGCGUGGAAGUCCAGUCCAGAGACAGAUGCAGAGACACUGUUCCAGAACCUGGUUACCUCCCUGCAUGAGAUGCUACAUCUCGCUACCACAGCUCAGCUCUAACACACACACACGCAGAGUUUUUAGAUGGCAGACAAUAAUAAUUGUUUAAUUUUGUCCAAAUCAAUGCAAAGGCAUUGUAACAAUGCAGCAGGUAGCCUAGAGGUUAGAAUUAGGCCAGUUACUGAAAGGUCGCUAGUUUGAAUCCCCGAGCCAAUAAGGUGAUAAAUCUUUCGAUGUGCCCUUGAGCAAGCCACUUAAACCUAUUUGCUCCUUUGCCAUGACCCUACUCUCCGGGGUUGUCUCAGGGGGAGUUGGGAUAUGCAAAAAACACAUUUCCAAUGGGAAAUAGGACAAGCAUAAGCACCCACCAAAUUAUUAUUACAAUGCAGUCCUUGAUUGUUUUCUUGAAGUUUAUUUUUGCACUUAAAUUAAUGUAAUUCUCUGAUUUUGUGCGGCAGCUAGAUUGGGAAUUUCCUGUUUUAAAAUGUAUUGAUUGAACUUCCUACCAUGAUUCCACAAAUUCAGGUAAUGCCUCCUUGUUUUGGCCUGUUUGCUUCAGAUUCGUUCCUAGUGAAUAUGACUCAAGACUAAGAGCAGGAAACGUCCCCUGGCACUAGAAUGAGUUAUACCGUAGAGAUAUCAAAUCAAGUUUAUUUUAUAUAGCCCUUCGUACA